AUGGCUCAAACACAAAUAGCUCUACUCCUCGAGAAGGGCUCUCGGAAGCUCGUUAUUGGCUACGUCAACAAGUACAAACCUGGUGCUGGCGAAAUCCUCAUCAAGAUUCAGGCUGUUGCCCUUAAUCCUGUGGACUGGAAGAUUCAGAAAUCAGAGGUCGUCCUCGAACACACUCCUGCCAUUCCUGGGCUAGACAUCGCGGGUGACGUUGAAGAGGUGGGCGAGGAUGUCAGCGAGUUUAGGAAGGGAGAUCGAGUACUCUGUCAAGGCCAAUAUGCCAAUAACAAGGGCGGUUUCCAGCAAUACACGCUUUCUCUAGCGGCGACGACGGCAAAGAUUCCGCCCAACGUCUCAUACGACGAGGCAGCUUCAAUCCCAGCAGCCCUCUCCACCGCUUACGUUGGGUUGCACAACCGUCCCCCACACGGCGCAGGGCUUUCGGCACCUCUUACCCCGACUAAGGAAGGCAAAUAUACAGGCGAGCCGCUUGUCGUUCUAGGGGGCGGAGGUUCUGUUGGACAACUCGCCAUCCAGCUCGCCCGACUGUCUGGAUUUUCGCCCAUCAUUACCACCGCGUCUCUGAAGCAUACGGAAUUCCUCGAAUCACUCGGAGCGACGCAUAUACUGGACCGAAACCUCAGCUUGGAAGCGCUCAAGGCUCAAGUGGACAAAGCGACGGCCGGGAAGCCUAUCAAGAUCGUCUACGAUGCCAUCUCCCUUGAGGCGACGCAGAAAGCCGGGCUUGCCCUGGUAGCGCCUGGAGGAAAGCUCAUCCUCGUCCUGCCCCCGCUGGUAAAAUCCGAGGAUAACAAGACUGUCGUCCCUAUUGUCGCUGGUCUUAGAGCGGCAUCCAACAUCGAGAUCCUGGAGUCUUUAUAUCACGACAAAGCCAGUAGCCUCCUGGAAAGAGGGGUAAUCAAACCUAAUAGAGUCGAGGUUCUGCCUGAUGGUCUUGCGGGGAUACCGGACGGCUUGAAAAGGAUGGCGGACGGCUUAGUGUCAGGAGUUAAGCUCGUCGCUCAUCCUCAAGAGACCAUCUAA
Messenger RNA from Cyclocybe aegerita, 1041 nucleotides. The record is from the annotation of a GenBank genome assembly. Lineage: Eukaryota; Fungi; Basidiomycota; Agaricomycetes; Agaricales; Hemipholiotaceae.